Molecule: messenger RNA, 1711 nt
Organism: Monascus purpureus
Lineage: Eukaryota; Fungi; Ascomycota; Eurotiomycetes; Eurotiales; Aspergillaceae
Source: the annotation of a GenBank genome assembly
GUCGUCUCCCUAGAAGCUUCUUUUACUGCCCAGAUUCUAUCUGCUAUCCUUCUGCUUUUGCAGCUCUAUCAUCGGAUAUAGCCUUCUGACUUCUGCAUAACCUGACUGCCAAUCCUACCUACCCUCAUCUGCACAUAACAUUCCCCCGCAAUAUUCUGAUCACCAGCGGCGGAAAGAUGAAGCUCACCUUUAAGGAUUUGAAACAGCAGAAGUUUGUGAUAGAUGCGGAGCCUUCAGAGAAUGUUGGCGAUGUGAAGCAAAAAAUAUCAAGGGAGAAAGGAUGGGAGGUACCUCAACUGAAACUCAUAUAUUCCGGGAAAAUUCUGCAAGAUGACAAGACGAUCGAGUCUUACAACAUCGAGGAGAAAGGUUUCAUCGUCUGCAUGGUCUCGAAGCCCAAGCCCUCCCCAUCCUCUGCUGCUCCUUCCCAAGCACCUUCCACGCCGUCUAGAGCUGCUGUGUCAACACCAGCCCCGCCUCCAGCGCCGGGCCCUUCCACUGCUACCGCUCCGGCGGCUCCUGCUACACCUUCUCCUGCCGCUCCUACGACUACACAGCCUUCAGCUGAAGGUGCAGCCUUCCACGAUCCUUCGGCCUUGUUGAUUGGCUCCCAAAGUGAGUCUGUUAUUUCUCAGAUGGAGUCCAUGGGUUUUGCAAGGAAUGAUAUCGAUCGCGCCAUGAGGGCUGCAUUCUUCAAUCCUGAUCGUGCUAUUGAAUAUCUCUUGACUGGUAUUCCAGACAAUAUCGAACAGGAGCAGCAGCAAGCUCAAGCUGCUGCUACGGCUCCGCCUACCACCGAGCAUGCUGCAGCUACAGGAGCAACGGGUGGGGAUGAACCAGUGAAUCUGUUUGAUGCUGCUGCCCAAGCCGGCAAUCAAGAGACCCCGGGGCGUGCAGCUCGCGCAGGUGCAGGAGCCGGAGAGGCCCUUCCGAAUCUAGACUUCCUCCGGAAUAAUCCCCACUUUCAGCAGCUUCGUCAGCUUGUUCAGCAGCAGCCGCAGAUGCUUGAGCCCAUCUUGCAGCAAGUCGCAGCCGGUAACCCUCAAAUCGCUCAACUUAUUGGGCAAAAUCAGGAGCAGUUCCUCCAGCUUCUUAGCGAGGAUAUCGAAGGUGAUGCAAUGCUCCCACCGGGAACACAUGCGAUUAGCGUCACAGAGGAGGAGAGAGAUGCUAUUGAGCGUCUUUGCCGCCUAGGGUUCUCUCGGGAUUCUGUCAUUCAGGCUUACUUUGCCUGCGAUAAGAAUGAAGAACUUGCUGCUAAUUUCUUAUUUGAGCAGCCCGACGAAGGUGAUGAGCAGUGACGGGUCGUGUGCCUGGUGUCUUAUGAGAUUUUUCCUGAUAAUUUGAUCGGUGCUCCUUCAGUAGCCCUGCGUUCUUGCGUCUUACAACUGCUUGAAGUCGGUUUAUUUUUCCAUGACAUCCUUCCAAAGGUGACCUCCUGAUCAUGUAUUUAGCUAAUGAGCAAAACGGAGUAUUCGAAACAAAUCAAGGGCCAUUGGUUCUGUUUCCAUGUUAUAUACACCCAUAUGUUUUUUUUUUUUAGAUUGUAGACACGAUGACGUCGAAAAGACUAAUUACAGCCGACUCUUUUCACAGCCCAGACUCCCAGUCCCCGUCUGCCGAAGACACGUUUCAAAGUCGGGAAGAUCCCGUCUGUUUCGAAAUCCAGAUCAUCCAAGUUGAGAUGGUUCUUGUAGGACCAUAGUUCAUG